CACACAUGUAAGCUUGUGUUCCUAAACUUUGUUCCACGUUCUGGUGUACUUGUUACACUUCCAACAUAAUUAGAAAAGCAAUAGGAAUAGAAAUAAAGACAACAUAGAGAAUACUUGUAUUAGAAUGCAAUUUAGUGUGGUUAUGAAGCAAUAUAUCUUUUUAGUAGUAAACUAUAAAAUUGGAUAUUUUACAACAGGAAAUAAAAAUGACUGAACCUAUCAAAGAAUUGUUCAGUGUUUCUAUUGCACCGCUAGUGACAAAGAGUUUUGCAGUUCGCUGGACUCAGGAUAAUCAUAUAUCUGUUAUUACUAAAAAGGGAGUUCAUGUUUUUGAAUUAAUUCCAACACCAACUCAGCCAUGGCCAGUAGCCAAAUUCUAUCGGACCUUUGUUUACCCUCCAGAAAAUAUGCCAGCAAUGGAAUUUGUCUCAGUGGUGGAGGGUGCUCUGUGGAAAAUGAAGAAGGAAGAAGUUUAUUCGCUAUUGAUGGAUGAAGCAUUAACUCCAUGCAUUCCUUCCAUCUCUGAUUCUACUCCAUUUAUUACAACUACAGAAUGGUCUCCAAGUGGUUUAAUGCACCCAAGUAAAUGUCUUUUAGGUAUUGUUACCUCAGUAGGAGCUGCUGUAGUACUUUUCAAUAUUUCUACUAGUUGGUAUCAACUCAUUGACGUGUCUUCAUUAUGGUAUACUCAAAUUCAAGAAACGUUUCCUUCUUAUUUUACGAAUUCGUCAGACAUCAAAAUUUCACAUUCAGUCUUGACAAAAAAUCUCCGGCGUUUACAAGCUACCUGCAUUACUUGGAGUAAAUUAUUUACGUCGAACAACUCUUGCUAUGCCUACUUCAGCACUGCUUAUCGAAGUUCUGAUUUAGCAGUGUGGAAAGUUUUUAAGGUAUCCCAUCAAGCACUGGAUGCAACUCCUACCCUUGUCUAUACAAUGCAGACAAAUGUUGAUUCCAAGAUAAAUUUGAUGACAUUUAAUACUCUUAAAAAUAAUAAACAUCUCUUAAUCAUCGGCUACAUCAAUGGCUUGAUACAUGGUGUUCUUCUCAACGAAACUGAGGGAACACUAAAGAUGCAAUCAUGUCAAAAAUACUAUAAUUGUGCAGAUCGCAUUUCUGUGAACUGCAUAGAAUUAUUACAUCAAGACCAAUAUGUGUCUAAUAUACUUAUAACCAAAGGUUCCAUUCUUAUAUUCUUAAAACUCAACUCAGAUGGAAUAUUACUCGAUAUGCAACAUAUACAAUUAGGAACCUUUUCAAUAUCAGGACUAACAGUCACUGGCAAGGAUCAGGCUUACAUAACUACGCAAGAUGGUGCACUGAUAUCGUUAUACAUACAAAAUACCAAGAUAACAACUAAACGCAUAAAUCACAGUACAUCCCAAGCACAGCUACAACAAUAUUUAGGACUAUCAUGUUCACCUAACAAAAUAUUAUUUGUAAACGUGACUAGUCCCAAUUCCAUGUAUGAUCAUUUGGUCAUACGCGAGCCAAGCAAAGUUUCUCUAUUCACUUUGGAAGCAAAGGAAUUUGAUCCAGUGUCAUUAUUAUAUGAAAACCCAAGCAGAACAUUAAAAAAUCACUGGGAUUGCUUAGAGACAAUUCGUUUGACGGCAGCAAAAUCAGAGAAUUUUUCAAAAGUUUUUCCAAAAGUGCCAACGAAUCUAGAAUCUCUACCUUUGUAUGAACUCCGUAUUGCCAUGUGGAUCUCAACAAUGUUGGACAUCUGCAAGAAGAAGGACCUUCUCAAGAGAUCACAAAUAGUGGUAGAGAUAUCAGAAGCUCAACCAUUAGUGUUCAUCCACUGCGCAAUAGACAUUUUGGAACGGCUAAAAAAGAAGACCUCGUUAUCCAAGGAUAAUAAAAUUUGCAUACGUCUUUUGAGGUCCUACUUGGAGGUAUAUCUGGCCGGCGAAGAAGAUGACGAAGAUACAAACUUGACACAGUUAGUUAAAGAAACUCUUAAGGAUACUGCUCAUAUGAGCACACCAGAGAAUGAACUUUGUACUCUCUGUGGGGAAGUGAUAAGCGAUCUAUCUUGGAAUGUAACCCGCUGUCCUUCAGGACAUCAGAUUCCUCGUUGUGCACGCAGUCUGCUACAAAUCUCGUCGGUACAAUAUCGCUCCUGUCCCUUUUGCGGAUUACUCCUACAUCCUUGGCUUGAUGAGGAGUACGAGGAACCGCUCUGUCCAUAUUGUCAAGUGCCAGCUCUUUACGAUGGACGCGUCCUCUCUGUCAGUGAUACGAACGGAAUACCUUUCUUGAACUUAUCAGAACGAAGGAGGACUAUACAGCCUCCUGGAAAGACUCAAGGGUCCGAAAAUGUUAGUAAAGGACACUUACGUAGGCCUCGUACGUUUGCCGUUGUUGUUAAUAACGAGGAGGAUGACGCGUGUAACAUUACGGAGACUUGGCAAGAAUUUUAAUUCUCUUUUGCAACAUGUGAGGAAGUUUAUUAUCGAACAAACUUUCAGCGUGAACGUUGCCUAGAAAUGCUAUAAAACAAGAAGCAGAAUUACUCAUAACUGCAUUUGUUUGUCAGACGGAACUCUCUACACGACGCAUACCUACGACUUCUCUGUGCGUUACUAUAAGUGCUAACUUAAUGAAUAAUUUUCUUUAAGUACCACUUUAUCUCUUUACCCGAAUUAUAUCGCGGUCAAAAUUAUCGUGUUGAAAAGUAGUGCCGGUCAU
Molecule: messenger RNA, 2694 nt
Organism: Cephus cinctus (wheat stem sawfly)
Lineage: Eukaryota; Metazoa; Arthropoda; Insecta; Hymenoptera; Cephidae
Exons: 4
Coding region: 207-2426 (739 amino acids)
Biological process (GO): transcription initiation at RNA polymerase III promoter
Cellular component (GO): transcription factor TFIIIC complex
Molecular function (GO): histone acetyltransferase activity
Source: RefSeq, a predicted model, not a curated record